Molecule: messenger RNA, 702 nt
Organism: Salvia splendens (bonfire salvia)
Lineage: Eukaryota; Viridiplantae; Streptophyta; Magnoliopsida; Lamiales; Lamiaceae
Exons: 1
Coding region: 1-702 (233 amino acids)
Source: RefSeq, a predicted model, not a curated record
AUGGGAUUUCAAGACUCUCCCCCUCCACAAACCCUCACACCAUCAAACAUCCAACAAGAAGAAGAAGAAGAAGAAUUAGAAGAAACAGAAACCCUCUCACUAUGUGAUCUCCCAUUAUACAGUGAUCAAAGCAAUGAUUGGGAUCAACACUCCACCACCACCACCGCCUCCUCCGACCAAGACUACUUCGAAUUCUUCAGCCAAGAACUCUCCCCCUCCGCCUCCUCCGCCGCCUUCCUCCCACCGCAAAACAUCAUCUUCUGCGGCAAGCUCAUCCCCUACAAACACCUAGCAACACCCUCACCAAACCGAGCUAAUGACAAAAAACAAAUCACCACCAACAACCAAACAAGCCCCAACAAAACUAGCCGUUGGCGGUGGCGGCUGACUGGGGCCAAAUGUACAACCGCGGCGAUGCAGAGGAGGGCGUACAACUCCGGCAAGCAGGUGAAGGUCAAGUGGUACUUUUUCUUAUUUGGGGUUUCGAGAUUUUCUCCGGUGGUUGAGCUGAGCGACAUCAGGAAGAGGCAGAGCCGCCGUCGAUCGUCGCCGCCGCCGCCGUCUUCUCCGGUGAUGUUUGGAUUUAGAGGUGGUGAUGAUGGUGAGGUGAUGGGAGAUCGGGGGUGGGGGUUGAGGGGACUGAUUAGGGCCCUUAGCUGCGGCGGAGGGCGCCAGCCCACCGUAGUGGCUGCAGGCGGCUGA